UUCUCAUUAACAUCAACGAUCAAUCCUUAACAAACAACACCUCCCACCAACCGCCAUUCUUCCAACCACCGCUUCUGCAAAUGCAUACCCAUAAUCUCUUCUCUCCCAUCAUCGUCGCCAUACUAAUCUUCACCGCGAUCUCAAAACCAUGUUAUGGUCAGGUCAACCAACAAUACAACGUUUGUAAUCAAACAUACAGUUGCGGAUCAAACAUACACAACAUGAGAUAUCCCUUUUGGGGAGAUGGUCGGCCUCAAUAUUGCGGCCACCCACAGUUUCAGUUAAAGUGUCAGAAUACCGAGUACCCAACUGUGACCAUCAACGAUCGGUCAUUUCAAGUACUAGGAAUAAAUCAAUCUAGUCAUGUCAUGACUAUCGCGAGAAUAGAUCUCUGGGAUAGUUAUUGUACUCAGAAUUUGAGUAAUAUCAGUUUGGAUGGCAACUUUUUUUGGUACAGUCAGGCUGUGAGAGAUCUAUUCAUGUUUUACGAUUGCACCCAGAAUAAUUUUACUAGAGGCUUGUCGAAUAAUUUUACGUGUACGAAUUUGGGAAGUGAUGGCGGAAAGAGUUUGGGUUUUUACGCGGACGAGUCAUUGUUGAGGGCUCUGCUGCUUGGAAAUGUUACCAAGUUUGAGGGAGUGUUAUGCAGAGUGAGUGUUGAAGUUCCGGUUCUUCGGGUGGCUCUGGAUGAGCUUUCGAGCAAGUCAUUGUCGCUGCAGGAGGCUUUGAACCAGGGCUUUGAGGUGGUUUAUUAUGCAGAAAAUGCGGCUUGUUUGGGGUGUGAGGAAUCCGGUGGGAUUUGUGGAUCAGAUUCUAGUUCCCUCGUGUUUGUUUGCCAUUGUCAGGACCAUACUCAUCCCCGCAACUGUCGAAAUGAUGGUAUGCCACUUAUUUUAUUUUAUUAUUAUUAUUUUUCGGGCGAGUAA
Molecule: messenger RNA, 926 nt
Organism: Camellia sinensis
Lineage: Eukaryota; Viridiplantae; Streptophyta; Magnoliopsida; Ericales; Theaceae
Source: RefSeq, a predicted model, not a curated record